Molecule: messenger RNA, 2516 nt
Organism: Salmo salar (Atlantic salmon)
Lineage: Eukaryota; Metazoa; Chordata; Actinopteri; Salmoniformes; Salmonidae
Gene: rpap2
Product: RNA polymerase II associated protein 2
Cellular component (GO): cytoplasm; nucleus
Molecular function (GO): RNA polymerase II CTD heptapeptide repeat phosphatase activity; RNA polymerase core enzyme binding
Source: RefSeq, a predicted model, not a curated record
CCAACCGGAUGCUUCACAUUUAUACAUCCAGAGAAAUAUCUAUAUCAUUGUUCUAUCUGUGACAAAACAUUUUACCAGCAUGGAGAACGAGCCACGAAAAAGAGUCGCUCGCUCUUCAAAACCAGGCAAAAGGGAUGGGAAGAGUGUCAAAGAAGCACAGACCGCUGCAGAGGAAGCAAGAAGGAGAGAGGCAGUGAGGGAAACCCUGAGAGAGAAGCUGGAUCUGGAGAAGAGGGCUCUGCAGGUGGUGGAGCGUCUCUUGGAGGACAGCGUAGCAGACGACUUCCUGGUUGACUGUGCAAGGUUGAUCACUGCUGCCAAUUACAAAGACACAGUUGAGGAGAGGUCCAUUGUGAAGCUGUGCGGUUAUCCUGUCUGUUCAAACAAACUGGGCAAGCUCUCCACUCAACAGUUCAAAAUUUCCACCAAAACCAAUAAAGUCUAUGACAUCACGGAACGCAAGAGUUUCUGCAGUAACUUCUGCUACAAAGCCUCCAAGUCUUUUCAGCUGCAGAUAUCAAAGAGCCCUCUGUGGCUGAGGCAGCACGAGAGCCCCCCAGAUGUGAAAUUAAUGAAGAAAGGAGAUGGCGGUAGCACCGGAGAGGAGGUGAGGCUGGCUGAGAGGCGUCUCAGAGAGGACGAUGUGGAGAACCCCCUUCCCUUGGACUCCGUGUCCCCAGAGGACCCCAGGCGCUCCCCUACAGCCGGCAACAGCGACGACAGCGACGCAGAACAUGACUUUGUCUCAAGCGUGGUCUCCCAGCGACGGGGACCCACGGUGCACUGGGGCGAUCUGCCCAAGCGUACCGCCGAAGGGGAGGGUAGGGAACCUGGAGAGGGGGAGGACCGGGAGAGAAGGUCGGGAGGGAAGGACACAACGGUGCCCAAGCAAAUACAAACAAACGAGGCGGAAGACGAGGAGGAGAAUACAGAAGGAUCACAGAAAGCACAAAGGAGGCCAAGCAAUGGCACAGAUGGACACCAACAGCACACCACAGAUACGAACCACCAGAGUGAGCAGCAAUCUUUCCUGGGAGAGAGAGGGUCGCCAGAGGGCCAGUCUAUGGAGGAAGCCGCAGAGCUAUUGAGCCAAGUUACAAUACAGGAUCGAGCCACAGCUACGUCUCCUGCACUAACAGCCUGCAGUGUACAGAAUCAAGACCCAGCUCCAAAACCCAGUCCACAGGGGGACCCAGCACAGCCCACCCAGCCUGGCAUCAACAUCACCCAGGUGGGCAUGAGCAGAAGGGGAGCCCAGGGGCUCCGGGGGCUCCUCAAGGGCCACGAAGCCGGGACUAAACCUGUCUCAGUCCGGCUGAACCUUCUAGAAGGCCUAAGGAGGACCUUCACUGAAUGGAUGACUGAGGAGACUAUGAAGUUCCUAUAUGGCCCAGACCACUUUAGUAAAACACUGAUAGAAACAAAUGAGGAGGAGGAGGAGGAGCUAGAUGAAGAUGACUUGGAGGACAUUGUGGAGGGUGGUGGGGGGGGAGGUGAGACUGACUCCCAAGGGGGUCCAGGAAGGCCCUCGGCCCCGGCCCCAGACUACGACAUCCUACGCAGGGAGACAGAGGAGAUGGGGCUGAGGGUGAGGGAGUUCUACAAAGGGACGGAGGAAGUCCAGCGGGUGUCAGGGAAACAACAUGCCAGAGGCGGAGACUCAGAGAACCAGGGUGGGGCGCUCCCGUUGGUUGACUCCCAUGCCCAGCACCUCAUCCAGAAACGGAUUACGGUGGAGAAGCUCACUAAAGGCCUGAGAGACAUCGUGGGCCCUCUGCGUCUCACCAUGACUGACGUCUCCAGUGACCUCAACAGGCUGGUCAGAACCUUCAGAUUUACAAACACCAACAUCAUCCACAAAGGCCCAGAGUGGACCCUGAUUGCGGUGGUGCUCCUCCAUUUGUUAUCAGAGGUGUCCCCGGUGGUGCGGGAGGCCCUGGAGAGGCCGGCCUCAGUCGAUUACCUCUCUACUCUGAUGCAGGAGCUCCCACUGCUGGACCGGGACCUGCAGAGCCUGCUCCAGCUACUCAGAACCGCAGAGCUCUGUCCACACGCGCACAAAGAGAAACGGCAGACAAAUCAAUGAAAGUCUAUUCUUCUUCUGGACAACAUUUUCCCCUAUUAUAAGAGUUGCGGUGGAAGGGAGACGUCAGUCCCCGUUAUCCUUUUUUAUUUGUUUUGCUUGCUUUUUCGGUUUUGUUGAUUUCAAUUUGAUUGAUUGUGUUCUAUUUUUUGAGAAUUAAGAGUCAAAUAAUGACUCAUCUUCUCUCGGGAAAUGUAAAGUGCUUGAUGUGGUUGUAGUUCUCUGAAAUGAAGACCGUGUAGGCAUACCGUAUCACUGAAUAGGCUUGUUUUCAAACAGAAAUUCUUACACUUGUGCAUCGUUGAGUGAAUCUGUGGAUACAGUGAAUCUGUUGAAGCUGUAAAUGUCUAAAUCAAAUCUUUAAAGUUACAAGCCUCCAAUGUUGAACCCUGUGCCUCUAUACAACCAAAUAAAAUCACACUCAGGUUUCCCA